This is a messenger RNA of Symbiodinium natans, 1044 nucleotides long. Lineage: Eukaryota; Dinophyceae; Suessiales; Symbiodiniaceae. The record is from the annotation of a GenBank genome assembly.
AUGGAUAAAGCAGUCGCGCUUCAACUCGCGCGAAGAUGCCUGCCGCAUUUUGAGAGCAAAGGUCUUGCCAAUGUUGGGGAGAUCGAGAGUGUCAAACCUCGCAACUUGCUGGGACUCUGGACCGGCAUGGGGAGUGUUGACGAGAUCGAGGUCGCCGGAAAGGCUGCGACGGAGGCAUUUGUCGUGAAGUCGGUCGGUUCAUACAAGAAGUUGGAGGAUGAGCUGGCACUUGUGGACCACAUGUCCUACUACAACGAGGCAAGCUUCUACGAGUCGGACCUGCCAGACCGAAUUUGUGAUAGUGGUGCGCGCUGCCCUCGACCCCUGCUCGUUGACCGAUCCAAGGAUGGUGAUGUCACUAUCUGCAUGACGAAGCUGCCGGGCCGUGGCUUCUCCCGGAGCCCGGAGCAGGCGAAGGCAGCUCUUUGCUGGCUGGCCCGGCUGCACGCAACAUUCUGGGGCAAGCGAGCAGAUGCAGCAGCGGCGUCAGGCAUCUCCGGCCAAGCCUGCUUCUGGCACUUGGACACCCGCCACAUUGAGCUGAAACGCAUGCCUGAGGAUGCGCUUCGCUGGGCUGCCCGGGGCAUCGAUGCUAGGCUGAAGGCAGACAAGAUGCAAACGCUGUGCCACGGUGACCCGAAAGGUGCAAACAUCAUGUGGGAUGAUGAGGCAGGAGUUUCUUUCUACGACUUCCAGUGGUUUGGCAAAGCUCCACCCACGAAGGACCUCGCCUACUUCCUUGGCGUGGCUGCUGGUGGCCUGUCAUCCGAAGACUCCGAAAGGGAGCUGCUGCGCUUCUACCACGAAGAGCUUUCGAAGCUCUUGGAAGCUCAGGAGGAUGCCGCCCCAGAGUUCGAAUACCUUUGGAACUCCUACCAUCUUGCGCUGUGCGAUUUGGGCCGAUGGAUGGUGGGUGGCUUCAGCUUUGGAAACACUCGCCUGAUCUUUGGCCACGUCAAAGCCCUCUUGAAGUCGUUAGACGGCGUCAAGGGAAACUCUGAAGAACUGUACCAGGACAAGAUCUUCGAGUUGUAUCCACCGUGA